UAGGUAGAGAGAGAAAAGUCUUUACAAAGGGAGAUCCGGCGGUCGGCCGGCGCGUGAGCGUCCGUGCCGUCGCUGGAGCCAUUUUCCUUUCGAUAAAAUCAUCCGGUUCUGUCCCUCCUUCUCUUAUUCGGUUUCCGUCUGUCGGAGCUCAGAUCAGCCACCAACCGGUAUGGUUCUGGUAUGGGAGUUACGGCGGGGUUUGCGGGUAGGAAGGGGGGAGGGUCAAUAGUUCGAGUUUUAGUUCCGGGAGGCGGAGGCUCUCACAGAUCCAUCGACGCCAGUUUUUGUCUCCGCUGGGGGGAAGCUCCCUUAGUUCUGCCGUCGUCGGAUCUAGCUUCCGGGGGAUAAAGGCUAUCACAGCUUUACGUCGCCGGCUUCAGUCCCCUAGUCCUUUAGGGUUUUUUUCCGUUUGUUUUUUUUUCGGUGUUUAGUCGUUGGUUUGGAGUGGUUUCUGGUCGCGUCGGAGGAGAGAAAGAUCUCCGACAGAAAGAGUGAGGUUGCAUGCGAGGCUUUGGGCGGCUGCGGUGAACGGGGGUGGAUGAGAUCUCGCCACGGCGAUUGAUUCUCUCCGAUAUUUGAGUCCCAUAAGCUCUUGACGGUGAAGAGGUUCGGAACUUCGGAGUUCCGGUGUGGCUGGUUGAUCCGAAGGAUGGACCUCCGGCGAGGACGAGAAGCGGGUGCGAUGCGAUGAUCUCGCGAUACGUGACCCUCGACGUCGAGGAUGUUGACACGUGUCCAAGCGACGAAAAGAGUGAUCUGCGAGGCGACUGCGCUUCGAUCCCGUGUUCGUUUCUAGGGUUUCUCAAGGUGGGCCGCUGGAAAUGGGUCCAAUUGUGUAACGAGUUUUAGCUCGGUAGCUUUAGUGGGCUUUUAUUGUAAUCAGUUUCUGGGCUCGGUCUGUUUAUAUAAAUUAAAAAAACUAUUGACGGGAAAAAAAAAAAAAAAGAUGUAGACUAUGUUUGAGUUUUAUCGAAAGAACAUGAGUACAGUAACAUACGUGCAUUCAUAUAUGUUAGAGCUGGGUUCCAUCCCUCUUCAGACCCGUUCUGAAAUCUCAACGUAAGCGUGAUAAAGCCCAAAUUAAACAUUGUUGGAGUCUAAUAAUUUGUAAUCAGUGUAUUAAAUCAUUUUCUUAUGUUUGAUAAUUUUAUUUAUGGGACGUAGAUGUUGAAUAAAUUAUUUUUUUAUAGUAAUAACUAUAUUAAGAAAUUUGGAUUUGAAAUUAAAACUUAAUUUUUAUAUAUACUUAUUGUAUUUGUAGACUGAAAAAAAUCCAAUAGCAUAGAAGAGAAAGGGUUAUAAUUUAUAAACAAUCAGAAACCAGAAGACGAGGAGAAGUGGCUGGCGGAAGGAAAUCGCCGGAAUCCAGCACAACGCUUUCUUCAUGCAUCGCGCCUUGGCCGCAAGUGAUUGUGAUCUUGAGCCUGUUGCUUAUGAGUUUUUCACUCGAGCAUUUAUAUUAUACUGAGGAAGAAAUCGCGGACUCCAAGGCACAGGUCACUGCAAUUCACCUGAUUGUUGGAACCUUGCAAAGGAUCAAUGUCUUUGGUGUCGAAAACAGAGACACCUUGACUCAUAAAGCAACCGGGUACUCAGCAAGGCUUUUAAAGAAGCCUGAUCAGUGUCGAGCGGUUUAUGCAUGUUCUCACCUCUUCUCGGUCGAUGAUCUAGAUGGCAUCAAAGAUGGAGAAAGAGCUCUUCUAUGUUUAAGACGUGCACUGAGGAUAGCAAACGCAGCCCAACAAAUGGCUAAUGCAACCCGAGGUAGCAGCGGACCAGUCACGUUGUUUGUCGAGAUCUUGAACAAGUACAUAUAUUUCUAUGAGAAAGGGAAUCCACGUAUAACUCCAUCUGAUAUACAGUCUCUGAUAGAGUUGAUCAACACGGAGAUGCAAAGCGACAACAACGGUAACACAAGAACCCACUCAGAUCCUUUCUUUACAAGCACAUUGCGUUACAUGAGGUUCCAAAAACAGAAAGGUGGCUUGAUGGGUGACAAAUAUGAACUUAUUAAGUUGUGACUUGUAUCCUCCACAGUUUUGAAAUCAAAUCCACAGACCUAAAACUCCAUUUUUUUAAUGGAAGUUCAGAAGAAAUUGUUGUCAACAUUGAAAAGUACACGUUUGGUUUCUUUUCUGUAAUUUUUUAGUCUCUUUUGUUACUAAUACUCUAUCUCUAUUGUGUAUAGAAUCCUCGUUUUCAAUCUGUCUAUGUCUCAAUGUAAACGUUGUUUCUA
Molecule: messenger RNA, 2236 nt
Organism: Brassica rapa (field mustard)
Lineage: Eukaryota; Viridiplantae; Streptophyta; Magnoliopsida; Brassicales; Brassicaceae
Product: vacuolar protein sorting-associated protein 35B-like
Biological process (GO): intracellular protein transport; retrograde transport, endosome to Golgi
Cellular component (GO): late endosome; retromer, cargo-selective complex; retromer complex
Source: RefSeq, a predicted model, not a curated record